AUGGCCGCCAUUUUUGAGCAACCAAGGAACGGCACUCUGUUCCUUGGCGGACAGAAGAUCUCUGGCGCAGACAUCCGGGAUCAGAACGUCCUCGCUACCCAAGCGAUCGCGAAUGUCGUUAAGAGUUCGUUUGGCCCCAGCGGCCUCGAUAAGAUGAUGGUCGACGAUAUCGGUGAUGUCACCGUGACCAACGAUGGCGCGACCAUCCUGAGCCUCCUCGAUGUCGAACACCCUGCUGGCAAGAUCCUGGUCGACCUCGCGCAACAACAAGACAAGGAAGUCGGCGAUGGCACGACAUCAGUUGUUCUGAUCGCGGCCGAGCUGCUUAAGCGGGCAAACGAUCUGAUGAAGAACCGGAUACACCCUACCACCAUCAUUACGGGCUAUCGCCUGGCCCUUCGUGAGGCCGUCAAGUACAUGAACGAGCACGUCAGCAUCAAGGUUGAGAACCUGGGGCGUGAGUCGCUACUCAAUAUCGCCAAGACCUCCAUGUCCAGCAAGAUCAUCGGUGCUGAUGCCGAUUUCUUCGCCAACAUGGUGGUUGACGCUAUCCAGGCCGUCAAGACUACCAACAACAAAAACGAGGUCAAGUACCCGGUAAAGGCGGUCAACAUCCUCAAGGCUCACGGCAAGAGUGCUACUGAGUCGAUGCUCAUCAAGGGCUAUGCGCUCAAUUGCACUGUCGCCUCUCAGGCCAUGAAGACCCGGAUAACAGACGCCAAGAUUGCUUGCUUGGACAUGAAUCUUCAGAAAGAGCGCAUGAAGCUGGGUGUUCAGAUUACUAUUGACGAUCCAGAGCAGCUGGAGGCUAUUCGGGCCCGGGAAGCCACAAUGGUCCUCGAGAGGAUUGACAUGAUCCUCAAGGCUGGCGCCAACGUCAUUCUAACCACCAAGGGCAUCGACGACCUCUGCUUGAAGGCGUUCGUCGAGAAGGGUGCCAUGGCUGUUCGCCGUUGCAAGAAAGAGGACCUCCGCCGGAUUGCCAAGGCCACUGGCGCCACGCUCCUGGCGACCUUCUCGGACCUUAACGGCGACGAGAAGUUUGAGCCAUCUUACCUUGGCCAUGCUGAGGAGGUAGUUCAGGAGCGUAUUGCCGACGACGAGUGCAUCCUCAUCAAGGGUACCAAGGCACACUCUUCUGCCUCUAUCAUCCUCCGUGGCCCCAACGAGUUCACUCUGGACGAGAUGGAGCGGUCAGUCCACGACAGCCUGUGCGCUGUCAAGAGGACUUUGGAGAGUGGCAGCAUCGUCCCGGGUGGUGGUGCUGUCGAGACGGCCUUGCAUAUCUUUCUGGAGGAGUUCGCGGGCACCGUUGGGUCGCGCGAGCAGCUCGCUAUCGGUGAGUUUGCGCAGUCGUUGCUUGUCAUUCCCAAGACGCUGGCUAUCAACGCGGCCAAGGAUGCCUCGGAGCUCGUGGCUCAGCUGCGGUCAAGGCACGCCCUGUCGCAGCGGAUCCAGGAGGGCGAGGGCAGUGAGGACGAGAAGACGAUCGCGAAGAAGAAGGCCUACAAGAACUACGGUCUGGAUCUGGUGAGGGGCAAAGUUGUGGAUGAGAUCAAGGCGGGUGUGGUAGAGCCGAGUAUUAGCAAGAUUCGCCAGCUGAAGAGCGCGACAGAGGCCUGCAUUGCUAUUAUGCGGAUUGAUACCCUGAUCAAGCUGGAUCCAGAGCCGCAGCCGGAAGAUGAUGGACACGAUCAUUAG
Thermochaetoides thermophila DSM 1495 is the source of this 1701-nucleotide messenger RNA. Its product is annotated as T-complex protein 1 alpha subunit-like protein. NCBI's taxonomy places the organism in Eukaryota, Fungi, Ascomycota, Sordariomycetes, Sordariales, Chaetomiaceae. The record is from RefSeq and is a predicted model, not a curated record. Gene Ontology annotation, biological process: protein folding. Gene Ontology annotation, cellular component: chaperonin-containing T-complex. Gene Ontology annotation, molecular function: ATP hydrolysis activity; ATP binding; ATP-dependent protein folding chaperone. The coding region runs from base 1 to 1701 and encodes 566 amino acids. The transcript is spliced from 3 exons.